Molecule: messenger RNA, 1560 nt
Organism: Tetrapisispora phaffii CBS 4417
Lineage: Eukaryota; Fungi; Ascomycota; Saccharomycetes; Saccharomycetales; Saccharomycetaceae
Exons: 1
Coding region: 1-1560 (519 amino acids)
Cellular component (GO): cytoplasm
Molecular function (GO): protein binding
Source: RefSeq, a predicted model, not a curated record
AUGGGAAAGGAAAAGGUUGACAUGGGAAGUAGACUGAGGAUUUCUACCAAUGUUGAUAUAAUGUCGGGAGGAUCUCAUCGACUCGAGGCAGAUCCACAUGAUUCUACUGCUUACGAACCAUUGGAACGAUUGUUCCAAGAUCAAUUGCCAAGGAAGUUACCAAGAAGACAGAAAUGUGUACUCAUAUUGAUUUUAAAAUCGUUGAAUUCAACUUUCGAGACAAAAUAUUUGAAGCUUCCUUUCAAACCAGAUGGUCUUAGAUUAGGUAGGCCAGUAGCUGCAAACAAUAAAAACAGCAGUGCAAAUAUAUUGACAACUAACAAGACCGAUAAUGGUAUUGACAAAGAAACGCAACAAUUCCCAAUGGUGAAACCAGAUACAGGGUAUUUCGAUUCAAGAGUUCUUUCAAGAAACCAUGCAGUACUAAGUUGUGAUCCAAAAGAUGGCCAAAUAUAUAUUCGUGAUUUGAAUUCGAGUAAUGGGACAUUUCUAAAUGGCAAAAAAAUCAAGAGCAAUGAAGAAUACGCUGUGAAAGUUGGGGAUGUGAUUGAUCUGGGUACAGAUAUAGAUAACAAGACAGAACACAAAAAAAUUAGUGCGUUCGUUGAAGACAUAGCAUAUAUUCCAAUCCUAUCCAUUGGUGGGGCAAUGAACCGAAUGAUAAAUGAUGAUGUCGAUUUUACAACUAAUGACAAUACUAAUUCCAUGCUAUCUGAAAGAAAUAUCCUUACCAUUAAUACCCGAAUAAAACCAUAUAGUAUACAGUCUGAUAUUACAACCUUGGCUGCAUAUGAAUCGAAUAUAUUGGGGUAUAACAAUCCAUUAAUUUUGGAAGACGCCAUUUUAGGUGUAGAGACAGAAAUGUUAAGUGGAAUUUAUGUGAACAAUUCGAUGGGAACUAGCAGCGAUCUGAUGGACGUUUUUAAAAUAUUGGCUACUGAAAUAUCAUUAAAUAAAUCAGAAGCUCUGACGUGUAAGUCUAUUGAAAAGUAUAUACAGAAUUUCAUUACAAAUAUAGAGUAUCUCAAAAAAUUUAAUAUUGAAAAGAACGACAAUCUCUUAGCAAAAUUGCAAAGUAACCUUAAGGAAACAUUAUCAAAACAACAUACAGAUAAAAUGGAAGCAUUCCAGAAUUUAGUUGAUACAUUAGAAACGGAUAUGGAUGAUUUGAAGAAUAAGAUGAACAUAAAAAAGAUAGAACAUGAAGAGAGCAUUUUGGCCAUAAAAAACGAAAUUGAAGACUUCAAAACAAGGGUAGAAGUAGAGAACUAUAAAAAAUCACAAUUAAAGAAAGGAAAAGGGCAAACUAAUGAAUCAUCUCGAAGCUCUUAUUCUCGAGGAGACUCAUCAUCUUCAUCUUUGUCAAACAGGAACAAUGAUAUGGUUAAUGACACCAAUAGUAAAUCUGAUACGAAUAAUGAAUCUAGCGAGACUAUUUCAAGAAACAACAAAGUUAAUGAAUAUAAAGCAUAUGGAAAAUUACCAAUAACUUCACUCAAAAAUAUUUUAAUAGCAGGAAGCAUUGCAAUUGCAAUUAUAUGGAGUUUCAUAAAAUCUUAA